AUGGAAGCGGUUCUCCAGAGACGAGUCAUGAUCACUUCCAAUUUAAUUCUGAUUGUGUCUGCGCAAGAGAAAGAAGACAGCGGUCUGGCCAUCUGUCGUCUGACUUAUGGGCAAUCUGACAGCGAAUGGUUGGAGUUCGUCCAGAAGCUAGAAGCACACAUCUCUGAUUGGGGGAUGGGUCAGACGGGCAGUGAAGCCAUCAAACCACAUUUCGAAUUCCACUGA
Penicillium pulvis is the source of this 225-nucleotide messenger RNA. RefSeq lists its product as uncharacterized. The transcript has 2 exons. The coding region runs from base 1 to 225 and encodes 74 amino acids. NCBI's taxonomy places the organism in Eukaryota, Fungi, Ascomycota, Eurotiomycetes, Eurotiales, Aspergillaceae. The record is from RefSeq and is a predicted model, not a curated record.